Hypoxylon trugodes is the source of this 2280-nucleotide messenger RNA. RefSeq lists its product as uncharacterized. The record is from RefSeq and is a predicted model, not a curated record. The coding region runs from base 245 to 1837 and encodes 530 amino acids. The transcript has 4 exons. NCBI's taxonomy places the organism in Eukaryota, Fungi, Ascomycota, Sordariomycetes, Xylariales, Hypoxylaceae.
GCUUCCUUCAGCUACAACACCUGCUGUAAACGCCACUACAACCGUCACCGUCAUCGUUUACAUAAAGGAGCCUGGCAACAUUUAGGUCGAUACAUAAAUUCACCUGAGCUACUUAAUUAUCUCAGCGUUUUGUUGAUUUCAUAGAUUUGCUUCCGAUUCAUAUUCUGAAGUGGGAGUUGUACCGAUAGAAAUCUAUGGUAAUCCUCUUUCACCUUCCUGCGCUACACAUGCGCCUCUUCUCACGAUGGGAAGACUCGAACCUUUAACAUCCCGAGCAUUGGGACGCUCACCUUACGAUGGGUUCUCUCCAGGAGAAGGAGAAGAGGAUCCUCAUGAGCCCGAAAAACAAUACGAUGAGACAGGGAGAAUUGUAAAUCCUCGAACUAAGGAGAUCAUCAAGGAUGUUAUUCGCGCUCAUAAUGAGGUCAUGCAAGUUAUUGGCGUCGCUGAGCCUGAUAAUGGAGGUAUUAGCGCAGCCGACUUAGAGAUGGCGAAGCAGUAUCGAGAGUACGAAGGUGAUACGGGGAGGACCCUGAAUCGCAUUGGUACUGGGCUCACCGUACUGGGCACUUGGGGUGUUCACAAUAUACGUCGUCGCGUCCUGUCAUAUCAGAGAGGUGCUGAUAUCUCGUUCGUGCAACUAUUAGCCAGCGAGCGCAAUAAUCAUUCCUUUCUACAACUAUGUCUCGCAGGUUAUCCCUGCCAUUUAUUAAUGCAUGUGCUAUGCUCAAACCUCAAAGCCUUAGGAUUAUCUUCAAUUCGACAAAAUCCCUGGCUUCGGGGUGCUUCCGAAUAUGUUCGAUUUCAUCUGGAGCUCUUCCUCACGAUGCAGCGCUUAGACAUGAUAUCCCCAUAUCAAUUACUUCCCGGGCCCAAAUUCCUCAUACCUUUCUCCAGCUCGUCGCCGUUUUCCGCGCCACCCCUACCCGACUCGUUAGACGCUCGUAGCGUAAUCAGUUGGACCGGCAAGCUCAUUGCGAACCUCGCUCCUUAUGCCGCAUUUUACGCCUGCGGCCAUCUUUGGAAAUUCACACGCGCCUUCACGAGGUUACACAUACGGAAACGCCUGCCUCGACCUGUGUUCUGUUUGCCUGCAAACAACCGGAUAACACUACCACUUACUCCCGCCCACCGGCAAACAGUCCCCGAAUCGCCAACCCUAGGGCCAACUGAUCGAGAGAUCAGACAUCAGGAUCCAGAACCUGAUGCUUCAGCCUCGGUAGCCAUAGAUGUUCAAUCUGGUGGCGAAACGAUCCCAGUUGGAUCAGUCAGAAGACAGAGCACCUAUUCAAGGGGCCCUGAUGACUAUGGGACCGAUGAAGAGGAUCUCGAAAUGGUCAACCCAACACUAAUAAGUUUUGAUGUGGACACCAGCGAAUCGCCCGAUCCGCCCACUGGUGUUUGGUCGGCUGAGUUGCGACCAAGCUAUGCGGGCGAUUCCCGCCAACAACCUAAAGAGGCACCUAGAUACGUUGUAAAUCCUCUAACUACCCUACCAAGCAUGCUCGCAUCAGAAACCAUUGCCAAGUUCGCAACAAAUAUUCUUUUCAUACUCCUAGAUAUCCAUAUAGACCCAAUUGUAGCAAGGGCUCUCGCGUUCAGCAGAGGUCUUCCUUACAGUGGUACGUAUAAUGGAGGCUUUCUAGCGGGUUUAACAUGGCGAAGCUUCUUCAAUAUCAUUCAGUUGGACCUUACCAAGCUCCUCAUCUCUGGUGAGGUUUGGAUUGUAGUCACUGUGCUUUCGCAGUGGUUACAUAUCACUGAUGAAGAAUGGAAGGAGAUGCACAAGGAAGAACGCCAAGAAACGUUGAGUGAUGUUGAGCAGGAUACUUCAUAACCCAUGGUUUCUCAGAUAUUCCUGCCAAGAAGGAAUCUCACUAAUAGCAAGCAUGACGCCCACUAAUGGGCUCGAGAAUGGUUCGGGGCGAUUAAUUAUGUGUUUUUUUGGAGUUUGUACACUAUACGGAUGGCUGAUCAAGAGCACGCAUUGUGGCGAUUCGGUUUUGAUGAUACCCAUCUCCAAAAGGGACAAAACAAAAAGGCACGUUGAUGAGUAUCGUUGAUCAGGUAGGGUAGCAGCAAUACCAAUUCUUAAGCAAUUUACAUCCCACACCUCAUAACUCUAGGGCGACGUUUAUCCAAGCGGGCUGCUACCGUAGCACUAUGCUAUGCGAAGUGGAUCAUGGAGACCUAACAACCCUCGAAUCUCAAAUAACUCCAAGAAUCCACUUGGACAAUGGAACGUAUCGUGAAGCAUUUUAGGCAUCUAAGGCGGAUGUU